This is a messenger RNA of Bemisia tabaci, 1018 nucleotides long. RefSeq names its product anaphase-promoting complex subunit 15B. NCBI's taxonomy places the organism in Eukaryota, Metazoa, Arthropoda, Insecta, Hemiptera, Aleyrodidae. Gene Ontology annotation, biological process: regulation of mitotic cell cycle spindle assembly checkpoint. Gene Ontology annotation, cellular component: anaphase-promoting complex. The record is from RefSeq and is a predicted model, not a curated record.
AAUUCAAAUUUCCCAAGACAUGUUUCUUUGAGUUCGUAUAUCUAGCAUUCUCAGUCUCAGUCUCUUUUGCCAAUUAAAUUAGAGUGUACGGCUCCCUCUUUGGAACCUCCCAAUUUAUUUGGUGAAACUAAGAAAGCAGUGAAGUUAUUAUGGCAGUGCCAUUAUUUCCUACCCUGUCUCCGAGAGUUGUAGAUCCACUUUGGUUUAGUGUCGACAAACCCAAAAAUGAUGAAAGUGACCUGGCCCAGCAAGAGCAGCAGCAUCAAUCUUGGAUGAAUAGUAUCGGAAGUAGAGAAGCUGAAUUUACACCAAUCGGGAAAACUUCAGAUCAACCUGCAGAAGAAGAAGACGAUGAGGAAGAGGAAGAAGAAGACAAUGAUGAUGAUGAUAGCGAAACUCAUGAUGAUGAUGAAGACGAGUUAGAAAUGGAAGUGACUUAUGAAAGGGACUCUCCAGUCGAUCCGCUGCGUUAAAGUUCUCUUUUUUACAAGGAACUGAUUGCUAUAAGUACUCUGUGAUGUUUUUACUUUUUUUUACUCAAAUUAUUCAGUUUCCUUCAUUAAUGCCCAGAACAAUUCCUUGAGCAAAGAGAGGUGUAAAAACGUCCAACCACAUCGUAAUAAUUGUGUAAUAACUUCUGUCAGGUGCAAUGAUGCAGAUGAUAUUGACUUGAUGCAACUGAAUGCCUUUAGCAGUCAGACUCGGUGGGAAACUGAGGAUGCAAAAUGUACAUUGUCAGAUAGGUCUAAUAAGUGAACUCACUUUGUUGAAAUAAAUCCCAUGCAUGGACAGGAAUCAUCUCAACUUUGGCGCUUGAAAAGGAGAGUGAAAAUCUAAAAAAAUUCACCUCUCUUUUGUUGUCUGAUUCUUAACCUUCUGAAAAAAUUGAUUAAAGAAAGGAAGGGUAGUCAAGAGUUCUGGAAAGGUUGUAAAUAGUGCAUAAGUUUUGUUAUUUUAUCUAAUUGUGUUGAAAAAGAUGAACUCCUGAAAUAAAAAAUUAAACUUCCCACGGACAAAA